Molecule: messenger RNA, 3939 nt
Organism: Artibeus jamaicensis (Jamaican fruit-eating bat)
Lineage: Eukaryota; Metazoa; Chordata; Mammalia; Chiroptera; Phyllostomidae
Gene: PRR5L
Product: proline rich 5 like
Exons: 10
Coding region: 508-1614 (368 amino acids)
Biological process (GO): TORC2 signaling
Cellular component (GO): TORC2 complex
Source: RefSeq, a predicted model, not a curated record
GCUGAGUGAGGAGGGAAACGUGUCACCCUCUGGGCUCUGGGAGCUCCGCGGCCGCCGGGUUUGUUGACUCGCACGGGAGAGCGCUGGAGGCUGGAUGGGACCCUGCGGAGGGCAGAGCUAGAGAGGAGCGAGGUGGGUGAGCUGGACGAGCGUGGCGGGGAGCGCCAUCGAAGUCGCUCCUUUCUCUCGGGUCUUGUCAGUCCUGUGAUGCUUUCAGCGCUGACAGCUGGGGACUGUCAGACUCCCUGUGCCCGGAGUCUCACAACUUGGGAGUGGCCUCGUUGAGUCUCGAACCAAGGUUCACUGCCAAGCCAUUGCCAUUAACCAGGAAGCUAUAAAGUUCCAAGAACUGCUCAGGGGACAGUAUCCUUGAACCCAGUCCUGCAAGAUGUUGGCUGAAUUUGUGGAGCACCUGAGAGCCUGAAGGCAGCAGCCCUGGGAUAAGCCCUUUCUGUGGGCAGUUGGAACCUUCUGCUCCAGAGGAGAAGCCGUCCCUCACCUGGACUUAUGACCCGCGGCUUCGUCCCCGGCUUGCCCACCGAGCUCCACAAGAUGGGCUCCUUCCGCAGGCCCAGGCCACGCUUCAUGAGCUCUCCAGUGCUCAGCGACCUGCCCCGAUUCCAGGCCACGCGGCAGGCCCUGCAGCUGAGUUCCAACUCGGCCUGGAACAGCGUCCAGACAGCUGUGAUCAACGUCUUCAAAGGUGGAGGCUUGCAAAGCAACGAGCUCUAUGCACUGAAUGAAAAUAUCAGGCGGCUGCUGAAGAGUGAACUUGGAUCGUUCAUUACAGACUAUUUCCAGAACCAGCUUCUUGCAAAAGGACUGUUGUUUGUGGAGGAGAAGAUUAAGCUGUGCGAAGGUGAAAAGCGCAUUGAGGUUCUGGCUGAAGUCUGGGACCACUUCUUCGCCGAGACUCUCCCCACCCUGCAGGCAAUAUUUUAUCCAGUCCAGGGCCAGGAGCUGACCAUUCGCCAGAUCUCCCUGCUGGGCUUCCGAGACCUGGUCCUGCUCAAGGUGAAGCUGGGCGACCUGCUGCUGCUGGCCCAGUCCCAGCUGCCCUCGUCCAUUGUCCAGAUGCUGCUCAUCCUGCAGAGUGUUCAUGAGCCCACAGGCCCAAGUGAGGGGUACUUGCAGCUGGAGGAGCUGGUGAAGCAAGUGGUUUCUCCUUUCCUGGGCAUCAGCGAGGACCGCAGCGUCUCGGGCCCCACGUACACGCUGGCCAGGCGCCACUCCCGGGUCCGGUCCAAGGUCACUGUCCUGAACUACGCCUCCCCAGUGGCCACCAUCAGCCGGCCACUGAAUGAGAUGGUCCUGACCCCUCUGACGGAGCAAGAGGGGGAGGCCUACCUGGAGAAGUGUGGCAGCGCCCGGCGGCACACGGUGGCCAAUGCCCACUCGGACAUCCAGCUGCUGGCCAUGGCCUCCAUGAUGCACCCAGGCCUAGGCGAGGAGCCUGGUGCCGAGGACAAGUGCCUGCUUCUGCCGCCCAGCUUUUCUGCACCCCACCGCCAGUGCUCCAGCGAGCCCAACAUCACCGACAGCCCCGACCAGGUGGAAGAGGUGGCCGUGGGCAGCCAGGAGGACUCAGAGGCGAACAGUGCUUCCCUCGGCUGAGUGCCCGCCUCCAGGACGUCCCAGCUCCUGCCUAGCAACCAGGAGAAGGACGGUUCCACCCUGUGAAAUCACCAGGGGGCUCCUCCUUUUGGGGGUUGCUGCCCCCCUCUUUCUGGGGACAGGCCUAGCCUAAGUGCCCCAGGGGAAACCUAGUUGUAAGUCUCUCCGUUUCCAUGACUGUGACCACCUCUUCGCAGCCACACGGACCCAACUGCCUAAUUCUCACUUGCUGACUUCCAGCCUUGCCUGCCUGACUCGGAUCCUCCUCUCUGGGCUUCUCCCCCUCAGAUGCUGGACUGUCUGAUGGUCCCAAUGACGCAUCCCAGAGCCCUCGGCAUUGCCAUAGCAGGAGGUUAUCUGAGGGGCACCUGAAGCCAGCAAGGGUGUGUUGGUUUUCGGAGUUCCCCUUUCGGUCUGGUGAGGCAGAGGCUGCUGGGUGAAAAGCUGCCUCUCCUCCCCUGUGUUUGUGGUGGGGAGGGAAAGCAGGGAGCAGCCCCUACUUCCCAGGGCUCUGGGAAAGUGCUUCCGUGUUCCGGUUUCAGAAUUGCCGGGAAAGAACUGCCCACCGGUGGUGGGGUCCAUCCUCACCCACACCCAGGUCCUGGAGGGUCAGAAGGCAGGGGAAACCUGGCUUUGUUAAGCCUCAGUCUUUCCUCCUCAGGCUUCCUCCCAAGGUCAAGGAACUAACCUCCCUGGUGGAGCAGCCGAUGCCUUCGUCUCUUUUACGUUAGAAACCGACCGUUUUCUGAUUGUGGAUGGAGGGCCGGCCGAUACCAGCCAACUAGCGUAUUCCUGGAUUUGACUUGAAUUUUUAAAGUGUGCAUCGUCUCAAAAACAAUUGUUUGCAAAUAUUUGCACAUAGGAUGUUUCAAUGCUCCUUUCUGAUGGGGUGUUUCUUCAAGCUGAGAAAUAAGCAAGCCCUCCAGGGAAAGGGGACCAGAUGGAUCCGGGGGUGAAGGUGGUCCAUGGUGGGCAGAGGCCGCAGAACUCUAGCAGCUGGAUUCAAAUCCAGAAUGUCCUGUGUAUGUGAGUGUUGUGGUUUGUAGGGAGACAGCUUGCCUCAUGGGCAGAGAGUUGCGGCAGAUAGAAUGGCUCAGUGCUUUCCAGUGGGGGGAGGGCGGAGAAGAUGUGCAUUCCCUGUGAUUAAAGAAGAACCUGGAUGAGUUCUGACAUGGGAGGUCUCCAGACGCAGCUGGGGCAGCCGGCUUUGGUGCCGUGCUGCCUCCGCACCCUGCUCCCCCAGGUCUGGGCUCGCUGUCCUUCUCGGGCCUCUGUUCUCUUUGAAUUCACCUGUCGGCCCCCCUCAUGACAGCUCCAGAAGAAAGGAAGCUUCCCCGGACCCUUCUGGCACCCUCUAGGUACCCUGUUAGGCUUGGAAGCUCUGUGAAUAAAAUCCAGAGACAUGAGUCAGCUUGGCUUCCACUGGGGGGCGGGGGGAAGGUGGCUACAAGGGCAGAGGACAGUCAUGGCGGCUCACCGAGGCCUUUACCUCUCCCGUCUGGGAGGAGAUCUGAAACGGCACCAGAGUUGUGCUUUUGAUGGCUUGUGGUUGGGAUAGCGUGUCUAACGAGUUGUUUCACGUUAAUCCUUCUACGAGAGUGAUGGAAGGGAGAUGUUCAGAGAAUUUCAAACAACUACAAAAAAUCUUGGCGUAUGUGUUAGAUAAAGUCCACGGAUUGACUAAUACUCAUUAGCAAAUGGAACAUCAGUAGGUAACAACCUGACAAUUUAUUUAACUGAUGGCUUCUGUCCUAUGGUACACUAGGCACAGGGGACUGGUAUUUAUUAAUCCAGGCAAAGUAAUUAAUGAUGCUUGGGUUUCGGGGUUUUUUAUAGUUUACAACAUUAGCAAUACACAUGCUUUUAAAUGCCUUUCCCAUACAGCAAAUGACCCUGAUGAGGACGGCAGUCACUUAGUCAGAUGUGUGAGCUCUUAGGUUUAGACGGGGAAUGCCGGGCUAGACCCAGCACACUUAAUUUUGCCGGUGACUGUUAGCUGGUUCACAGCUUCACCUGGAUGUACAUGCCUGAGGUUUGCACAGUAAACAUUUCAGACUGUAUGUACAAAGAUUUUGUUCAUGUUCACGGGCAUUUUACCACUCUCAAAUCUCGUGCAAGAGGGACAGUUGUGUUUUAACCACUGAUUCUCCCUUCUAUGAGAUGAAGAUUCAGUUUCGGUGUUUAAACUAGGAUGUCCCUGUGGCUGAGGUUCAAUGACAGGAAGCCAUCACGACUCAACUCUGAGUGAGCUCACAAACCAAAACCCUUUCACGGUGUCUGUUACCAGCACAGAUUCAAUAAACAUCAUUUUGUACGCGUUACCUA